GAAUUUUCUUUGUCUUAAAAAAAAAAAAAGAAAAGAAAAAAAUGAUUCUCUUUCGGUCUUGUAGGAAGAAGACUUGCGGGCCUUCAGGCAAUGGGGAAGCAGAACUCCUGGUCAUCCAGAGAAUUUCGAAACCCCUGGGAUCGAAGUUACUACCGGUCCUCUUGGUCAGGGUAUCGCUAAUGCUGUCGGCUUAGCACUUGCUGAGAAACACUUAGCGGCCCGUUUCAAUAAACCCGACAACGAGAUCAUCGACCAUUACACGUAUGCCAUACUUGGUGAUGGUUGCCAAAUGGAAGGCGUUUCGAACGAAGCGUGCUCACUUGCUGGCCACUGGGGUUUGGGAAAAUUGAUUGCCUUUUACGAUGAUAAUCACAUCUCUAUCGACGGAGACACAGAAAUUGCGUUCACCGAAGAUGUGCUUGCGCGCUUUGAGGCUCUCGGGUGGCACACGAUCUGGGUCAAGAAUGGUAACACAGGAUACGAUGAGAUCCGCACUGCGAUUAAGGAAGCAAAGGCUGUCAAGGACAAGCCAACGUUAAUCAAGGUAACAACCACCAUCGGGUAUGGAUCACCGAACAAGGCAAACAGCUAUAGUGUACAUGGGAGCGCCUUGGGUGCGAAGGAAGUUGAUGCAACUAGGCAGAACCUUGGGUGGCCCUAUGAGCCAUUCCAUCUGCCUGAGGAUGUGAAGAGGCACUGGAGCCGCCAUAUCCCUCAAGGCGCUGCUCUCGAAGCGGAAUGGAAUGCCAAAUUCGCAGAGUAUGAGAAGAAGUACAAGGAGGAUGCAGCAGUGUUGAAGAGUAUCAUUUCGGGAGAACUGCCUGCUGGAUGGGCUGACGCACUUCCGAAAUACACACCCGAGAGUCCAGCCGACGCAACUCGCAACCUCUCCCAGCAGUGUCUGAAUGCGCUCGCUAAAGUCCUCCCUGGUCUUCUCGGAGGCAGUGCCGAUCUCGCGUCCUCCAACAUGACGCUACUUAAAAUGUACGGGAACUUCCAAAAGGACACACCUGAAGAACGGAACGUCCGCUUUGGAGUCCGCGAACACGGGAUGGGCGCUAUAUGCAACGGAAUCGCCCUCCACAGCCCUGGCCUCAUCCCCUACUGUGCUACCUUCUUUGUCUUCACCGACUACAUGCGGGCAGCCAUGCGGAUCUCGGCACUGUCUGAGGCUGGCGUCAUUUAUGUAAUGACCCACGAUUCUAUUGGGCUCGGAGAAGAUGGCCCGACCCACCAGCCCAUCGAGCAUCUGAUCAGCUUCCGCGCCAUGCCCAGCAUUUUGAUGCUCCGGCCGGCUGAUGGUAACGAGACUGCCGGGGCCUACAAGGUCGCUGUCCUCAACAGGAAGAGGCCAUCGGUACUAGCGCUCUCCCGGCAGAAGCUUCAACAACUUCCUGGAACGUCUGUUGAAGGGGUCGAGAAGGGAGGUUACAUUAUCUCAGAUAAUUCAUCCGGAAAUAAGCCUGAUCUCAUUCUCAUCGGGACUGGGUCGGAGCUGGAAAUUGCAGCCAAGGCAGCUAACGAGCUGAGGAAGGAGGGGAAGGCGGUUCGCGUUGUGUCGCUUGUUUGCUGGGAGUUAUUUGACGAGCAACCGGACGAAUACAAGGAGAGUGUGCUACCUGCUUCUGUGACCGCUAGGGUUAGCAUCGAAGCGGGGGUAACUCUUGGGUGGCAGAAGUAUGUGGGUGAGAAGGGGAAGGCCAUAGGGAUUGAUCGGUUCGGAGCGAGCGCUCCUGCCGGGAGAAUAUACAAAGAAUUCGGAAUAACUGCGGAAAACGUCAUCGCAGCUGCGAAAAGCUUAUAAGAUUAAAUCAUUUAAAUGCCCUGCCCCUCUCCUGCUUAAUGAGGGAAAGUUAGUACGGGAGAAGUUAACAUAAAAGAGUCCGGACCGUUCUAUUUCCUGUAAUAAAGGAUGCCCUAUGUCAUUGAGUUUUCCACUUGCAAUUUCUUUUUGUAUGUGUCGCUGAGUUGUACCUGAUUUAUGAGAGGAUUACUAGUCGCGCUUGUGUGAAACUCUUUUUUCUGUUUGAAGUCUCAAUUUUUUUUGCAAUAGUUUAGAAUAACAUUCUGAGAGGGGCAUGGAAUUUUAUACUGCGCAAGUGUGAUCAGUUUGUAUUGAAUUUAUGCUGCAUAAGUGUGAUCAGUUUGAUUCAGUUUGCAUGUGA
Ananas comosus (pineapple) is the source of this 2165-nucleotide messenger RNA. Its product is annotated as transketolase, chloroplastic-like. Lineage: Eukaryota; Viridiplantae; Streptophyta; Magnoliopsida; Poales; Bromeliaceae. The record is from RefSeq and is a predicted model, not a curated record. Bases 290 to 1804 code for a protein of 504 amino acids. Gene Ontology annotation, biological process: pentose-phosphate shunt. Gene Ontology annotation, cellular component: cytosol. Gene Ontology annotation, molecular function: transketolase activity. The transcript has 6 exons.